Molecule: messenger RNA, 1804 nt
Organism: Aphis gossypii (cotton aphid)
Lineage: Eukaryota; Metazoa; Arthropoda; Insecta; Hemiptera; Aphididae
Product: RNA-binding region-containing protein 3-like
Exons: 4
Coding region: 464-1774 (436 amino acids)
Biological process (GO): mRNA splicing, via spliceosome
Cellular component (GO): U12-type spliceosomal complex
Molecular function (GO): pre-mRNA intronic binding; protein binding; U12 snRNA binding
Source: RefSeq, a predicted model, not a curated record
GAGUGAUAUUGUGAUAAUAUAUUAUCUAUGAAGACGAUUUAAUUUCGUGAUAACACUGUUAAAUUAAAAAUUCCGUUGUUUUUGCAACUUGCUGUAUUUAGCAUUAGUAUUUACUAUUUAGAGCAUUGCCGCCUAAACAGAGUGCUCGCACAGUAAGUUGUAUGAAUGUUGAAUUGUUAUUAUUUUGUAAAAUAUUCAUACCUCAAGUAUUUAACUAGAUUAACUACCUAACCUACUUUUAACUUGGCAUUACAAAGUUACAUAAAAAAAUCGAACAGUACCUACUAUUUUUUUUUUAUUAUUUAUUGGAAUGAGGUGUAAUAUUUUUCAAGUGAUACUACGUUAUAUUAUUGUGCCUAAUUAUUAUUUGUACUUUCAACUUUGUAGUAUCAACAUAGGACAUAGAGUCAAAAUUCGAUAAUUUAUUGGUUUACAUAGUUCAUGUUUUGUUUAUGUAAAAAUUAUGGCAUCUGCUACAAUCAUAGUGCGUCAUUUCCCUCCACAAAUUUCGUCUGAAGAUAAAGAAGAAUUUCUCAAGUAUUUUGGUGCCAAAUAUGUUAAAAUAUUGACAUCUAAAACAAAUCGUAGAUCAAUUGCUUAUGCGAGGUUUGAAUCCCAAGAAUUUGCUGAAGCUGUUAUUCAGCGUUUGCAUCAAAAAGAAUUGUUAGGCCAUAGGUUGACUGUUGAAUUGUCUGCAAAUGAUCUUGAUGUCAAUCUAAUGAAAUGCCCUAAGCCACCACCAGUUAUUGAAUGCAAUACUGAUAAUGUAAAACAGUUACAAGAGGAUUAUUUAAAAAAAUUAAAUAGUUGGUCAGCUGCUAUCGAUUUAAACCAACCACCGCCACAUCAUCUACACUAUAGUUAUCCUGAUCCAAAUCCAUACAUAUUGUCGAAUAUUGCUAAUGCAUUAGCUUGCAAUCAGAAGUUCUAUUAUCAAGUCUUACACUUGAUGAAUCGCAUGAAUCUGCCUGCACCUUUUGAACCUGUCAUUGGUUUCCCUUUGAAUAAGUUUAUGAAAAUCGAAACUGCAGAUAAGUAUACCACUACUGAUGAAACUGAUCCUGAGCUUUCAGAAUCUGAAAUGGAAAGUGAUAAUGAAAGUGAUCAUAAUAUAGAACCUAAAUUUUCAUUGUUGAAAAAGAAAAUAUACAAAGUAAUAAAGCCUAAGCGUUUAAAAAAUGUUGCAACUACAGUGACAAAAAAGGCCAAAGUAGAAUUAGCCAAUGUUUUUGACACUGUUGAAUGUGAGAUACCUAAGAAAAUUGAAGUAAAAGUAUCAGCUGAAUUAAAUCCUGUUGAGGGUCCAACUGCGGACACUGAAGGAGGAUUUGGUGUAAUAUAUUCAUCGAAGAGUAUAAACAAAGAAGUAGAUAAAAAAGAAAGUGAAUCGGAUGAUGAUUUAACAGGAGAUUGUAUUAGUAAAGAAGAAUUAGCUACAAAUAGAUUAUCAGAUAAAGACAUUAAUAAUAUGCCUAUUUUUAAGAAUUAUCAUCCUGGAGCUCCAUCUUGUAGAUUAUACAUAAAAAAUUUAGCAAAAACGGUUUUAGAUAAUGAUUUAAAAUACAUUUAUAAGAGAUUUAUUAAAUCUGGAGAUCUUAAACCAGGAACUAUGUUUGAUAUACGACUGAUGCAAGAAGGGCGUAUGAAGGGUCAAGCGUUUGUGACAUUACCAUGUGUAGAAAAUGCCCAACAGGCACUGAAAGAAACUAAUGGAUAUAUUUUAAAAGACAAACCUAUGAUUGUACAAUUUGCUAGAUCAGCUACGGCAAAAUAAGUAUUAAUAAAAUAAUUUAAUGCAUAGAAA